Sebastes umbrosus (honeycomb rockfish) is the source of this 3079-nucleotide messenger RNA. It is a transcript of the gene homer2, whose product is annotated as homer scaffold protein 2. Gene Ontology annotation, cellular component: cytoplasm; plasma membrane; postsynaptic density. Gene Ontology annotation, molecular function: G protein-coupled glutamate receptor binding. Lineage: Eukaryota; Metazoa; Chordata; Actinopteri; Perciformes; Sebastidae. Bases 443 to 1507 code for a protein of 354 amino acids. The record is from RefSeq and is a predicted model, not a curated record. The transcript is spliced from 9 exons. Gene Ontology annotation, biological process: G protein-coupled glutamate receptor signaling pathway; regulation of store-operated calcium entry.
ACACACUCAGCCCCGCUGGGAGGAAGAAACUCUGCGCUGCGGAGCCGCAAAGCAGCCAAAUAACAAACAUUUAUAACUUCAUUCAUCAGCGCCGAUUGAGUGAAGACGGCGAGGAAGAAGCCUUUCCGGAGAGGGGAUUAUUUUAUCGCGUAUCUGAAGAGGAGAAAAAACAAGGAAAGAGAAGAAACUUGGUGAAAUGAACCGAGGUUCUGUUAGAGAGAGAGAGAGAGAGAGAGAGAGAGAGCUUGACAACCCGGUGAAGCGAGUUUACUGAAGAAGUGAUCUCAUAUUUCACUUGUCUCUCAGCAGCAAGAGGACUUGUUCGAAGCUGUGCGGACACUUCGGACCUUUGACUGAGCUUUAAAACAUAUUUUUCCUCUCAACCCGCAUUCAAUAGAGCCUCUAUAUAGACAGAAAGGAGUUGUUCCUCAAGUCCUUGGCGAUGGGGGAGCAGCCGAUCUACACCACCAGGGCCCAUGUCUUCCAAAUCGACCCAACCACCAAGAAGAACUGGGUCCCUGCCAGCAAGCAGGCCGUCACCGUCUCGUAUUUCUACGACAGCACACGCAACAGCUACCGCAUCAUCAGCGUGGAUGGAUCCAAGGUGAUCAUCAACAGCACCAUCACACCCAACAUGACGUUCACCAAGACAUCGCAGAAGUUUGGCCAGUGGGCGGACAGCAGGGCCAACACUGUGUUUGGACUGGGCUUCGCUUCGGAGCAGCAACUGGCCAAGUUUUCUGAGAAGUUCCAGGAGGUAAAAGAAGCAGCCAAGCUAGCAAGGGACAAGUCUCAAGACAAGGCGGAGACACUGAGCAAUCACUCCCAGGAGUCUGGACGUGAGACGCCCUCAAUUAACCAGGCGUCCAGCCUUAAUGGGACAGAUGAUGAGAAAAUCUCUCAUGUCGGUCCGGAGGCUGCUGUGCUGAAGACCGAGAACGACCGUCUCAAGAGCGCAGUAGAACAGAGCAACACCAACGCCAAGAAGUGGGAAACGGAGCUGCAGACUUUGAGAGAAAAUAAUGCCAGGCUGGUGGACGCACUGCAGGAGUCCUCCGCUAAUGUAGAGAGCUGGAAGAAACAACUUGGUGCCUGCAAGGAAGAGAGUGACACACUCAGGGAAAAGAUUGCAGAACUAGAAGCUCAGUGUAACGAAGCCAAUCAGGAGAAGCAGAAAAACGCCCAACUGUCUGUACGAGUGCAGGAGCUGGAGACUGAGCUGCACGACAAAGAGCAGGAGCUGGAGAACCUGAGGAAGCAGGCAGAGAUAAUCCCUCAGCUCAUGGCGGAGUGCGAGAGCAUCACCGCAAAACUGCAGACUGCCGAGGUGAAGAACAAGGAGCUGGAGGGGAGAAUAGAGGGUCUUCAGCUGGACAUAGACGACAGUCAGCAAAAGCAGGGCAACAUGAAGGACGAGCUGAAGAAGUUCAUGGAUCUGCUGGAUGGAAAGAUAGACGAGCUGCACGAGUUCAGGCAGGGCCUCUCCAAGCUAGGUGUUGAUAACUGAGGAGAGUGGCACUGAGCUGGAAGGGUCAGAGGUCAGGUACGAAGGAUUCACUACAGUAUGUCUUCAGGGCAGAAACUAUGUGGCACCUACUCCCCCAAGGUGAAGUCCACUCAGACACUAUCAGCUUUGGCUUCUAAUAAACACUACCAUGUGAGAAAGAGAGGGAGAGAGAGAGAGACUGGCAGGAGGAAGGCCAGCACGCUCCACCAAAUGGCUCCAUUUUCUGAAACUAAAUCACACUUUGAGCUUACUUAUCCGUUUCUGUGGGGGGAAAUGGCUUUAAAAAGCUGGUGGUGGGUUUUUAGAUUCUGUCCAUCUGUCUUUUUUUUCUGAAGGCACUUGUUCGAAGGCAGUCUGAGCUCAGAGUAGAAGAGGGGACUUAAAAGGGCUAAAAUGAAUAACACAAUGCUGUUCAGCAUCACUCAAGUAAUAAUUGGUGUGAAUCCUUGUGGCCCCCUCGGAGAAUUAGAGAUCUUUCUACAGACUGUCCUUGCUGUUGCCUCUCGUCUAUCUCAGGUGUGUUAGAAGUACUCAUUAGAUUAUAUGCACAUACAUGACAAACGGCCGUGACACAAAGUGCCUCCAGGUGAGUCUAAAUCUACCUGGCAAGGAGAACUGGCCAAGUGAUGACCAUCACCAUAAUAAUAACUGAUGGAAAGCGCCAAUCCUGAGGAUGUUAAAGUGGUGAUAAACUCAAAGGACAAACAGGUGUUUGCACAAAAACUAGUCUGAGGAGGGAUCACAGCAGGAAGUCAUCAGCUCUCUUUUUGAGUAAACGCUCCUUUUGAUUCUAUUUGCAUAAAGAAGGAACGCUCUCUUGUCUCAGGAGCUUUCCUUCACAAUCAUCCAAAAAUAAUAAUAGGAACCCCGUUUUCCCAUGAGUGUAGUGCAGUGUUCAGAGGACUUUGUGUGUGCAAUCGUAUUGUUGUCCGUAUGCAGAGCAAUGACGUCUCCGAGGCUGUUGAUGUGCUUUCUACACACUAGUUUUUGUUAUGGUGGUGGUUAUUUUCGGGUGAGGGGACUUGGUGCUGCUCGAUGGGUGAAUAAUGUGAAAGUGUACUUCACUGAUGACAUUUAGAUAGCAUGGGCCUUUUCACUACAAACUUCUUGGUUUUUGUUUUACAUAUUUAUUUAUUUUGGUGCCUCUCUGCAACUAGUGUUUCUAGAACAUACCAAGUAAAUCAACCUUAACCUAAUGUCUCUAUAGAUGUGCGAUAAUAUAUAAAAUAUACCAAACUGUCAGGAUUCACAGGUUUUAUAAUUCUUGAGGAUUUGUUUGCUUUUUGGGGAAGUUCAUCUUGAAACAUGGUACAUUUGAAAUCAAAGGCAUAUGUUGUAGUGGCAUAUUUACUGGGUAAUACUAUGAUGUUAUAAGUCUAUAUUUUUUCAUCACUGUUUUGAUCUAUGAAGGGACAUUUUGCUUCUCUCUGUUUAACUCUACUGUUCAUAAGUCAACCUGGAACACAAAGUAUGAUCCUUCCUUUUGAACCAAUGCCUCUUGUGCACUUUUGUGACUCCUGUUCAAUAUUGUACAAUAGAACUGACAAUUGUUAAAAUUUAGUUUAAUUACAA